AUGUCAACAGAUCUGAUUUUCCUAGUGAUUUUUGUUUUUGGAGCAUCGACUGCUGCUGCUCAGUCUCCAACUGAAGAAGGGCAUAAGUUCCCUUGGACCCUAGGACAGAAGGAUUUCGAGAACAAUGCUGAAAUUUGUUUUAAAACAUUUGGAGAUCGGGUUAAAAGUUGGAUUACCAUAAAUGAACCACUGGUUAUUGCUAAAUUUGGGUACACCAUAGGAGUGGCUCCACCAGGCAGAUGUUCUGAUAGAACAACAUGUCCUGCUGGUAAUGCAGCCACUGAACCUUACAUUGCUGGCCAUAACCUUCUUCUUGCCCAUGCAACGGUUGCCAGCUUUUACGAGUACCAGUACCAGGCAGCACAAGGGGGACAUAUCGAAAUGAGCCAUGCAGGACUGUAUUAUAAGCCCUAUUCAGACACAUUGUUUGAUAGAGUUGCAGCAAAAAGAGCCAUGGAUUUCGAGUUGGGAUGGUUUAUGGAACCGCUGGUGCGAGGAAAAUACCCACUAAGCAUGAGACGAUUGGUGAAGGAUAGGCUAUCCAUUUUCACCGAAAAAGAGAAAAAGUUGGUCAAAGGGUCAUUUGAUUUCAUUGGCAUCAACUACUAUACCUCCAGAUUUGUUAAGAACAUUCCAGUUAAUCCCAAACCUGCACCAGUCAGUUUCUUGGCAGAUGAACAUGCCAAUUCCACAGUGGUCAAAGAUAGAGUUCCUGUUGGACCAAAAGCUGGGGGCAGCUGGUUCAUUUACAUAUAUCCCAAAGGGCUGUACAAAAUUUUGAAGUUUAUGCAGAAACACUAUGAUAGAAACAUUACAAUUACUGAGAAUGGUGUUACAGAGAAAAAAAACGAUAGCAUUCCAAUUCAUCAGGCGCUAUACGAUCAACAUAGAAUUGAAUUCAUUCAGAAACAUUUGCAACAAAUCAGCAAGGCAAUCAACAAUGGUGUGAAUGUGAAAGGAUAUUUCUAUUGGAGUUUAUUUGAUGACUUUGAAUGGUCAGAAGGCUAUGGCGUCCGAUAUGGACUUUACCACAUUGAUUACAAGAACAACCUCAAGCGCAUACCCAAGAAAUCUGCUAAAUGGUACCAUGAUUUUGUCACAGGUGACAGAAAGCAAGCAUGCUAAAGAUUAAUCUCUUGAUCUGCAAUUUAUGAGCAAAUUUUGAUGGACAUGGUCUCGAAUCUCAAAUUUUGCUGAGCCUCAAGAUAAAGCAUUCCAAUAUGAAUUUCUUUGACAAACCAAUCUGAUCUCUUUCAAAAGUAUUUAAGAAAGAAUAUAUACUGCCAUAGAAGCAAUUAUUUUAACC
Messenger RNA from Durio zibethinus, 1306 nucleotides. Lineage: Eukaryota; Viridiplantae; Streptophyta; Magnoliopsida; Malvales; Malvaceae. The record is from RefSeq and is a predicted model, not a curated record.